AUGGACUUUACGAUUUCGCUCGCACACUUUUGCGAAGUCCACGGUCCUACCUCCAUCAUCUGUACCCAAGCAUCCACCUCGCCCUGCGGCUCCUGCAACCCAUGCGUCACGCCCCCGUCCGAUGAGCCCCAUUCGGCCUGCUCUUAUAAUGGCCUGUACGACCAGCCCACCUCCCUCAAGCUGAACCCGCGCGCCCCCCAACUCAACUCGCCCUUUGACUCGCCGCCCACCAGCCCAAACUCGCCCUCACAUAACCCAUACUUCCCCAGCUGCUCCUCGUCGUCCGCUGGCAGCAGCUUUGGCGGAAGGAGACCUAGCAGCACCCUCGAAUCAGACUCGGACGUAUGCGAAAACUGCCAGAUGGUAGUUCCCCAAAAGUACAGCGACAAGAUUCCCAACGGCGCCCCCGGCAGCCCCACCAAAGACGGACGAGGAAGGAACGGCAGUCCCGUGUUACGCAGCUCACAAAGCUAUCCCGUACGACGCCCUAUUUCGCGCGAUGAUGUCAGCAGUACCGAUUCGUCAGACGUCUCCGACACCGAACAGUCGGCUUCCUUCCAGAGUGGCAACUCGAGCUUGUAUCCCGACUCGGUACCUGCCUCGCCCUCUCUUAGCUCAAGAAGCAUCCACACCCACACCCUCAACUACAUCUCCACCAGCCAGCCACAGUCGCCCAGCACCUACUCUCUACUGCGACGCACCUGCAUCCGAACUUUGUCGACCGAGGUCCUCCCCCUCAGCAAGCCCUCUGGUCCCAUAAUGUUUGGAGACUCGGUCGCCGGCUACACUAUUGCCUACGUCUUCCGUCUGCAGGAUCCGCGGUCGCGAGGCGCUAAGCGCACCUAUGCGCUUAUUGCUAUGGCCGGUCGCGAUUGUCGCAGAGCCACAAAGGCCAUGGUCAAGAUUACCGAAGCUUUCGAGGGCAUCGCCAACAGAAUCAUUUCGCUGGCCGAUAGGGUUCUUGAGCGCGAGAGCGCAGCCUCGCAGAGCAUACCGCGUCCAGCAACGGCCGUACCCGGAAGCACUCCUCCCCUUGGCACUUCGGCGUCCUCGACAUCCUCGACAACCUCACAGCUCUUAUCGUCUCAGAAAGAGAGGACCUCGUCGACCACCAGUGCGCCCAGUUUCCGCAACAUCACUCCCGUCUCUUCUUUCUUGUCUGCCAAAAAGCUCGACCCCGAUGGCUUCCCUCGUGUGUCUCGUGACGUGAUGAAGGCCAAGAGCCUGAUUGAGAUUGUCGGCCAGGAAAACUUCUUCGUCGACCUUCACACCCUCUUCUGCCGACUGCUACACUCUUUGAUCAAGCAGUACGGAUAG
Bipolaris zeicola 26-R-13 is the source of this 1317-nucleotide messenger RNA. RefSeq lists its product as uncharacterized. Bases 1 to 1317 code for a protein of 438 amino acids. The transcript is spliced from 2 exons. Lineage: Eukaryota; Fungi; Ascomycota; Dothideomycetes; Pleosporales; Pleosporaceae. The record is from RefSeq and is a predicted model, not a curated record. Gene Ontology annotation, biological process: positive regulation of TORC1 signaling; positive regulation of GTPase activity. Gene Ontology annotation, cellular component: cytosol. Gene Ontology annotation, molecular function: GTPase activator activity.